AUAAUAGCCUACACCAAAGAAAAUCUAGUUUGUGUAAUUAUUUAGGAGUCGUUUCUAAUUACACGUGCUAUUGAAUUUCUAUAAAUGCGUUUCAUUUCAACGUGUCAUACGAUACGAAUGUUCCAAAACGACUUGUUUAUGUCUUCAUAAGUGAGUCACAGAUGACAGCGGAGAUGUGUGCUGAAGAAGAUUGGCUCGAUUUGGUGCCCAUCACUCCCAAUAGGGAGGGACUUUAAUUCGCUCUUGUUUAGUUCUCAAUGGAUGCCAACAUCAGCCACGACACGCGAUCAGAUGAACAACGAAGCACGCUUUCUGAUGCGCGUCGGACCUAAACGCGAGCGAGCGACUCGAAUGUCGUGAAUGUGAACGUGUUUACUGACUCGGACCGCCAUGAAGACGCGUGAAGGCUGUGUUUAGUCAGAUGAAUCCAGAUGUGCUGUAUGGCCUGACAGAGCGACAGACAGACAGAGGGCAUCAUCUCUCUGUUUAUAAACACACAUCCGUUCAUAUAUAAAGGAAUCACACGGGUGGAUUGAUGCACCCUUUCCAGUGGUGCAACGGGUGCUUCUGCGGUUUGGGACUGAUCUACUCCAAUAAGACCUGCACUAUGCCAUCCGUCACCUUCCAGGACCUGCCUCUCAAUAUCUAUAUGGUUAUCUUCGGCACAGGCAUCUUUGUCUUCGUACUCAGCCUCAUAUUCUGCUGCUAUUUUAUAAGUAAAUUGAGACAUCAAGCCCAGAGCGAGCGCUUUGGAUACAGAGAGGUUAUAUUAAAAGGAGACCCGAAGAAGCUGAAUCUUCAUGGGACGUGUGCCGUGUGCCUGGAGGACUUUAAGGUGAAAGAUGAGCUGGGAGUGUUGCCGUGCCAACAUGCCUUUCACAGGAGGUGUGUGGUGAAGUGGCUGGAGGUGCGCUGCGUCUGCCCGAUGUGUAAUAAACCCCUGGCGGGAUCGUCGGAGCAGCACCAGAGCAUAGGCACCCUGCUGGACGAGCUGGUGUAGUGCUCAGAAGCAAGACUGACAGCAGACUCUCUCUGGAGUUUUUUACAGACAUAAACAGCCUGAUAACUCUGACUGUGACUCUCACCUUAUUCUGAGACUGAACCUCACAGAUCAGCUCAACGGGCACAUUUUCUCAGUAAAACGCAAGGGAAACCAUAGAUGCUCGAUUGAAGAAAUUUUCAGGAUAAGGCUUUGUAUCUUUUGUGAAAAAGGCCUUUACUUUAACAACGAAGGCUAACCAAGCUGUUCAGUCAAUGUCAGUUUGUAUGCCGAUCUAGAAGGCUAAUUCUCAGAGGAAUUUACUGUAUAAACGGUUUUUGAUUUAUGAGUAAAAUAAGGUCUGUGGUUAAGAUUGUUUAUGAUUCAUUUGAAUUAGGAAACACUUGAGUGCUUUAUAAACUCAAGCUGCUACAUAAGAACUACAACUACCACUAAGAUGUGAGUUUACAUGCAAACAACCAUUGUAGUCUUUAAGUAGAAACUUUUUUAAAGCACACAAUAGUUUUACAAUUCUCAUUUGAGGUAUCAAUAUGUGUAAUUUGUGUUGUAGAACAAACUGUGCCAAAAUAAAAUCUAAACACAGACCUUAUUUUACUCCAAAACCACUAAAAACCCAUCUGAAACUCAAACCUCUCAAACCUGCUAAUUGUCUUCUGGGUUUUAGGACUGCAAAAAAUUGAACAUCUUUACUGUAAAUGCUCACAGGACCGGCUAAGAUGGAGGAAACCGCAUUUACAGCAUUCCAGCAACAACAGCACAGUGCAUUGGGCCCAAAGAACUUUAUCACUGAGUGUGUGAGUGUGUGAGUGGAUUUUACAUUCGUCAGUAGUAGUGACAGAUGUCUCGUUCAUUCUAGAUUAUAUGUGCACAAAUCAUCGACUGUCUUAAGAGAUUUUAAGCAAACACUACCACAGAAAUGGGCUGCCAGUGAAAACACAAGUGACUUUCUUUUUGUAUUUCAAGUUUUUUGUGUUUGUUCACUGUAAUCUGGUUGCCAUUGUUAUCUGCAGUGUUUUAGUCAAUGUUUUCACACCAAAAAAAAGAAAAAAAAAAAGAACAUUUGACAGCA
Molecule: messenger RNA, 2069 nt
Organism: Megalobrama amblycephala (Wuchang bream)
Lineage: Eukaryota; Metazoa; Chordata; Actinopteri; Cypriniformes; Xenocyprididae
Gene: rnf122
Product: ring finger protein 122
Exons: 6
Coding region: 536-1000 (154 amino acids)
Source: RefSeq, a predicted model, not a curated record